Molecule: messenger RNA, 1924 nt
Organism: Glycine soja
Lineage: Eukaryota; Viridiplantae; Streptophyta; Magnoliopsida; Fabales; Fabaceae
Product: xyloglucan-specific galacturonosyltransferase 1-like
Exons: 1
Coding region: 15-1715 (566 amino acids)
Molecular function (GO): glycosyltransferase activity
Source: RefSeq, a predicted model, not a curated record
CCAAAGAUGAGGGAAUGAGGGAUACUAACAUUGUUCUCACCCACCAGAAAAUGGCAGUGUCUAUAUCCAGAAAAAGAUCAAAAUCAUCUAGAAAACCAGAGGCUAAACAAUCUUACUUUUGCCUUACCAUCGUAUACAACUUUCUUAGUAGAAUUUCUGCUUUAGUCUUCCUAAUAAUCCUUAUCUACAUGUGGUCCUCCUUCUCCACCUUAAUAACAGGAAACAUCAUUCAUGUUUGCUUUUCCACAAGGAAGGUCAACAGCCUCUAUUGUCUAUCUGCAGGCACUCACCCCUCCUUGGAAAUUCCAACCUCCACAACAAACAAUAGUAGUUCUAUUAUUACUCCUGGAAUUGAUCAGGGUAAUGCAACUAAUGAACCUGCUAAGUUUCCAGAUAUCUCAUAUCUGGUUACUACUAGUAGUAGAGUAGAUAUCAAAGAUAGAGAUGACAAAGUUGCAAAUGCUGUUAAGGUCGUUGAGGAACAAUUGCAGCUCCAUCGAUCCUGGAGGUCAAAGUCAAGCAAAAACCAAGCAACUUGUGAUGCUCAAGGAAUAUAUGUAUAUGAUUUGCCAUCCAAGUUUAACAAGGACUUGGUGGGUCAAUGUCGCGACAUGGUUCCGUGGCAGAACUUCUGCGGCUAUUUAAGUAACGAGGGGUUGGGCGAGCCUAUAGCCAAGCUUGGCAAAGGGUGGUAUAAGACUCAUCAAUACUCACUAGAACUCAUAUUUCAUUCAAGGGUCAUGAAGCAUCCAUGCAGGGUCUAUGAUGAAAAUGUUGCAAAGCUCUUCUAUGUUCCAUUCUAUGGUGGUUUGGAUAUCUUGCGAUGGCAUUUCAAGAAUGUAUCGAAUGAUGUGAAAGACAGCUUGUCUCUGGAAUUGGUUAAGUGGCUUGAGAGACAAGGAACAUGGAAAAGGAAUUCGGGUAAGGAUCAUGUGUUUGUGUUGGGUAAGAUUUCGUGGGAUUUUAGGAGAAGCAGUGACUCUCCUUGGGGUACUAGAUUGUUAGAGAUUGACAAAAUGCAAAACCCCAUUAAGCUCUUGAUCGAACGACAACCGUGGCAUGAGAAUGACAUUGGAAUCCCUCAUCCAACUAAUUUCCACCCUCACUCAGACAAUGAUAUAAUCUCAUGGCAACUGAAAAUCAUUAGAUCAAACCGCAAAAACCUCGUCAGUUUUGCUGGAGCAGCAAGGGAUGAUGCAGAGGACAACAUAAGGUCAACAUUGAUUGACCAAUGCGCUUCAUUAGGUAAUGGUAAGUGCCAUUUUCUGAAUUGUAGUUCUGUUAAGUGUGAUGAGGCUGAGUCAGUUAUAGAACUUUUUGUGGAGUCUGAGUUCUGUCUGCAGCCUCCAGGGGAUAGUCCAACAAGAAAAUCGGUUUUCGAUUCACUCAUAUCGGGUUGCAUUCCGGUUCUUUUCGAUCCUUUCACGGCUUAUUACCAAUACCCCUGGCACUUGCCUCAUGAUCAUGAUAAAUAUUCUGUGUUUAUGGACAAAAAAGAGGUGGUACAAAUGAAUGUGAAUGUUGUGGAGAGGCUAACCAACAUUUCUUCUAGAGAGAGGGAAAACAUGAGAAGGUAUAUUACAUAUGAACUGUUGCCUGGAUUGGUGUAUGGGGAUUACAACGCUGAGCUUGACAAGUUUCAGGAUGCAUUUGCCAUUACAAUGAAUAAUCUGUUUGAGAGGGUUAACAGGUUAGAUGAAGCACACAAGGAUUGACUCUGUUCUUCUGUUUAUUUGUUUGAUACUUUCAAAAAUGCUAUGUAAUGUUUAGAUUUUAUUUUAUUUUUUGCGCUUGAUGCUCUGUUCCCAAUUACUCACUAACAAUACUUGUAAUAAUAAUAUAAAGUGCAACAAUGUUAAUUUUUUUUCCUUGUUUUUUUUAGGAAACUUAAUUGAUUGAAUUUACCUAAAUUAUACUCGCUCAA